AUGUCUGUGAAGAAAGGACGAAGUAAAUCUUUGGCUGAGCAAAUUGCCGAGCUUGAGGAUCCAACACCAAAAGAUUUUGACCCAGAGGAUCAGAGCGAUGGCGCACAGGAUAGUGAUGGCGAAAGCGUUGGUGAUGGCAAUAACUUGGAAACUGGGAGAGAGCAUUAUGAAGCCGUGAGUGAGAGUAAGCUGCGAAAACCAGCUCAGGUUGAGCUAGGACGCGAGUAUGCUGGAUCACGGGUUAGUCGAAAAGAGUUGAAUGGAUAUAACUCCGGCGCAUCUGGCUCUUCUGAGGAGGACGACUGCGAUAGCGCAGGUUCCGGCACUGAUGAAGGGAUGUCAGUUAGCGAAGAUGAUGAGGACGACAGCAUGAGCGAAGGAUCUGAGAUGGAUGAUAUGGAAUCAGAUCAAGACAAUGAGUCCGGCCCCGACAUUACUGAUGAAGAUGAGAUCGAAGACAUGACAACAAAGAGGUCGAAAACACAGCCCCAGAACUCAGGUGAUAAGGACCGGGAAGAGCUGAGACGGUUAAUGGCCACUGGAGACAAGAUCGUGACCGCAUCUAUAUCACAAGCCGCCAAAGCUGACGCUAUCAAGGGAAUCGCUGUUAAGCAACAGAGGCAGACAUUCGACAGCUUGUUAAAUUCCCGGAUUAAGCUGCAGAAGGGUCUUACUGCGUUGAAUGGCAAAUUUACUCCCUCAAACGAGAAUGAAGAACUGAUCAAAUCUGCCGAGGCCGCUGCAUUGUCGCUAUGGAAUACUUUGGGCGACCUCCGACAGACCCUCUCCGACCACCACGCUGCAGGCAGCGCUAACCCAAUGAAACGUAAGAGACCUACACAUGCGACGGUAGAGACAAGUUCAACAGACCUAUGGAACCAGAUGUGUGAGCUUGAGGCGCAAUCACUCUCCCACCGGCGUGGAGUGCUUGAUAAAUGGUCCCGAAAAGUUCGCGGAUCACGUAGCAGCACGCUAUCUAACAACAACCGAGGAAAGCUAUUAAACACCGGAUCGGAAGAGCAGAGCAUGACCACUGUUCUAGAGGCAUAUGUGGCAAAGGAGAGUAAAAAUGAUAAGCCGGCUACUUCUGCAGGGGGGCCCGGUCCCGGAGUAGUCUACGAUGAUACGGCAUUCUACCAGUCACUUCUCCGCGACCUGGUCGAGCAGCGAAUGUCGACAUCUGCUAACGGUGGUGCUAUCUUUGAUUCGAUCUCGGCUCAGCUACCCCGGAGUGGGACUACGAAUCCUAUUAGUGGAAUGCGCAAGGAUAAGGUGAAGCGGGCCGUGGAUACAAAGGCCUCCAAGGGGCGAAAGAUGAAGUAUACGGUUCAUGAGAAGUUACAGAACUUCAUGGCUCCAGAAGACCGCGGUUCAUGGUCUAAUCGGGCUAGAGACGAGUUCUUUGCUUCAUUGCUGGGGCGAAGCGUAGGGAACGUGUUGGGCGAAGAUGUGGACAGUGGUAACGACAGCGAGUCUGCAGACGAUGAUGCCGAAGAAGGGUUAAAGUUGUUUAGAAGUUAG
Messenger RNA from Microsporum canis CBS 113480, 1521 nucleotides. RefSeq names its product bfr2. Gene Ontology annotation, cellular component: nucleolus; nucleus. Lineage: Eukaryota; Fungi; Ascomycota; Eurotiomycetes; Onygenales; Arthrodermataceae. The record is from RefSeq and is a predicted model, not a curated record. Gene Ontology annotation, biological process: maturation of SSU-rRNA from tricistronic rRNA transcript (SSU-rRNA, 5.8S rRNA, LSU-rRNA). The transcript has 3 exons. The coding region runs from base 1 to 1521 and encodes 506 amino acids.